AUGGCGUCCGUCUUCAGGACCGUGAGGUUCUUUACAAAGGCUGGGAUAAUUGGAGGGACUGUGUACUUCGUUUAUGACCAAGACUUACUGGGAAAUGGGGAACAAAUUUGUGAGAUAUUGAAGAAGGGGUCAACCGUCUUACCGGUUGCUGUGGAUCAGUGGACAAAGUAUUUCGGAGUGGAGCUACCAGAUGUUCCCAAGCUGAAUGUGCCCAUAGCUGAGUACUGGAAUACAGGAGUUGAAGCAACGGCAAACUUCUUGUCGGCUGCACCUACAAAAUGUAAUGAAUACACUCAGAAGGGCUGGCAGUACAUCAAGAAUAUGACCGACAGAGCACAGUGA
Messenger RNA from Carcharodon carcharias (great white shark), 342 nucleotides. Its product is annotated as MICOS complex subunit MIC13-like. Bases 1 to 342 code for a protein of 113 amino acids. Gene Ontology annotation, cellular component: mitochondrial crista junction; MICOS complex. NCBI's taxonomy places the organism in Eukaryota, Metazoa, Chordata, Chondrichthyes, Lamniformes, Lamnidae. The transcript has a single exon. Gene Ontology annotation, biological process: cristae formation. The record is from RefSeq and is a predicted model, not a curated record.